AUGGGGAAGCUCAAGAUGAUAACUUCAGAGCUCGAAACUCCCACAAGAACAGUUCGGAAUCGAAACCCUACAAAGUCGGAAACCGGAGGGUUCGUUCUCUGGCAGAUGAAUCCAGACAUGUGGUACGUUGAGCUCUCCGUUGGCGGUAGCAAAGUUCGUGCUGGCUGCAAUGGCAAGCUCGUGUGGCGACACACUCCUUGGCUCGGUUCUCAUACUGCUAAAGGACCGGUCAGGCCUCUUCGCCGUGCACUUCAGGGGCUUGAUCCGAGUACUACUGCUACAAUGUUUGCUGCGUCGAAGUGUGUUGGAGAGAAGAAAGUGAAUGGUGAAGAUUGUUUCAUUCUGAAGCUAAGCACUGACCCUGAAACCUUAAAGGCGAGGAGUGAAGGACCAGCGGAGAUCGUAAGACACAUUCUCUUUGGUUACUUCAGCCAAAGGACGGGACUUUUAGCUCAGAUCGAGGAUUCUCAGUUGACUCGGAUUCAAUCCAACGGUGGUGAUGCUGUUUACUGGGAGACGACGAUCAAUUCGUCUCUAGAGGAUUACAAACAAGUCGAAGGGAUCAUGAUUGCUCACUCUGGACGCUCUGUUGUCACACUCUUUAGAUUUGGGGAAGUAGCGAUGAGUCACACUAGGACGAAGAUGGAAGAGAGAUGGACCAUUGAAGAAGUCGCUUUCAAUGUUCCCGGUUUGUCUCGAGAUUGCUUCAUCCCGCCGGCUGAUCUUAGGUCUAGCUCACGAAGCGAGUCCUGCGAGUACCCGGAACAAGAGGAGAAAGGGAAGAGCUCGGUUGCGUUGGCUGCGACGGCUCGUAGAGCUAAAGUUGCAGCAUUGGAGAAAGGUCGGUUUGGCGAGAACCCGGUUUGGCAUAUCGAUGUUUGA
Messenger RNA from Microthlaspi erraticum, 882 nucleotides. NCBI's taxonomy places the organism in Eukaryota, Viridiplantae, Streptophyta, Magnoliopsida, Brassicales, Brassicaceae. The record is from the annotation of a GenBank genome assembly.